AUGCGCCAAGUAGAAUUCUACUUGAGUGAAAGCAACUUGAGACGUGACCACUUUUUUCGUCAGGAAGCAGAGAAAAGACCAGAUAAUGGGAUUCUCAUCGACUCACUCCUCAAAUGCAACAGACUGCAGCAGAUGCAAGCCACACGAGGACUUUUAAUACGCGCCUUGAAGAAAUCUAGUCUCGUACAGCUUUCCGAUGAUGGCGAUGCUGUCAUCAGAUGCUACCCUUUGACCGACCUGGGACCUCCGGAAAAGCGCACCGUCUUAGUUACUGGUCUUCCGCGUUGGUCUCAUGAACCAGGGACAGCUGAAUGUUUGAACCCCUUGCCCGAACAGGGUAUUCAAGAAGCUUGUUCGACUUCGAUUCUAGCUCAACCGUCUAAUCAACUUUUGAGUCUAAUGGAUUGGUUGUACGACGUUCUCGGUGAAUUUGGUCGCGUAUUGCAUGUAAACAUUCCCAGGUACCAUUCUUCAAGCAUGCUCCGAGGUUUCGCCUUUGUCGAGUUUUCUAAUCGAAAGGAAGCAAAAGCAGCGAUUAAAAAUUUUUUCCCCAACGACGAAACAGAAUCAUGGUUUGUCUCUCCUAGCCCUUCCGCUGGCCCCGUUUCCCACGCAGCAUGGACUCCCCGCAUGGCUGCUAAGGCUUCAUUCCGGCCGGAGGAUAUGCUUGCGCGACGUUACAUCUGGCGUUGUUGUUCACGAAGAAACAAGCAAAUCAUCAGUGCUUUUCGACAUCUGCGGGCCGCUGGGUACCGCGCCCCCAACCCUUGCGAUCGAGAAUAUGAGCUGAUUACGCUCGGUGCGAAUUCAGAGGAAAUGCGCACGCAGCAUCUACGUGAUUGCUACGGGGAGCCUGUGAGGGAGCGACUUCGGGUGUUUUGUCAUUCCGAGUGGGAGUUCUGGAAGUCCAAAUUUUACACUUGGCUUCGCGGCUGGAUUGAACGCAUGAAUCGGAAAACCGAGGAGCUAUCACUAGAUGUGGAACAGGUUGCGACGGACCCGAAUGGUGACACUCAAGAGACUUAUUCACGAUCCCACGGCGAAGCAUGUAUCACCAAACCGCCUAGUGAGGUGGCGCUUCUGCAGGAUCCUGCAGGCCAGCCAACUACGGACUCACUCACCAAUGACUUUGAGUCUCAGAAGGAAGCGUUACGUUUACCGAAGAACUAUGUCCCCGGGGCAGUUGUGCUGAUAUUUUGGCCAUCAGUGGCGGUCUCUGAUGCGGACCAGAUUGUUCCCCUUUCGAGCACGCCCGAAGAUCAAGUCCCUGUCCCUAAGCCGACGCUCAGUUUAACUCGACGUAUACGCCUCAGCAUAGAACAAUAUUUGUCCGAAUGCGGAUUACUAAAUGAAGUAGCCCAUUUCGACUCACAACCCAGCGAUCUCACUUUGAGCAGUGUUCUUACGACGUUAGAUUCUUGCUCCGAAUCGCCUUCAGAUAUUUAUCCCGUGUUUAUUAGAAUGAAAUCUAGUUCCGCCGCUCGUCAACUCUGCGAUUACUUUGAAACCCUCAUUCUACCUCCUAGCUCGCAGCCAGUUCGUGUCAAAGUGCUUCCGGACUUAAGCGAAAUCGCUUACUGGUCAGUUGUCUCGAAGUCGACUGUUGGAGCUGCUGAACGUCGGCGACUAGUUCAGCUCAGACGUCGUAAACGCAAAAGACGGCCUUGUAAUCAUGCCCAACCGGACGAUCAAGUUGAUCCCUCUUCUAGCUCGUUCUCUAAGCGUUUCGUGCUUCCUCUUCAAAACCGUUGUAUAGCAGCGCAGCAUAUUGUUUUCGAUGAAUGACACUGUCUGUCACAUGUAACAGCAUUUAUUCCCUCUUUUGAGUACCAGAUGAAACUUUUACUACUACACACCAUUCCAUUCACCUGUCUGAUCGACCUGUGGGGUUAUUGAGCUGAUUUGACUUCCUGUGUAGUCUUACAGGUUUUAGCGCCAGCGUUUGAGGUUGCUAACUGUUUCCAGAGGAAAAAGUAGGUGGUCACAAAGCGCACUUCAUAAUGAGCCUCAUAUCAUAGUUAUCUUGCG
This is a messenger RNA of Dicrocoelium dendriticum, 2028 nucleotides long. The record is from the annotation of a GenBank genome assembly. Lineage: Eukaryota; Metazoa; Platyhelminthes; Trematoda; Plagiorchiida; Dicrocoeliidae.